Colletotrichum siamense is the source of this 2289-nucleotide messenger RNA. RefSeq names its product Zinc finger protein klf1 (gene klf1-3). The record is from RefSeq and is a predicted model, not a curated record. The transcript has 6 exons. Gene Ontology annotation, molecular function: zinc ion binding; DNA-binding transcription factor activity, RNA polymerase II-specific; RNA polymerase II cis-regulatory region sequence-specific DNA binding. Gene Ontology annotation, biological process: regulation of transcription by RNA polymerase II; DNA-templated transcription. Lineage: Eukaryota; Fungi; Ascomycota; Sordariomycetes; Glomerellales; Glomerellaceae. Bases 1 to 2289 code for a protein of 762 amino acids. Gene Ontology annotation, cellular component: chromatin.
AUGACCCAGAUGCCCGGAACUCUGCCACGUGCCUUGACGCUGACCUGCUCGCGUCGGAUCGCCUUCCAUGAGGACGGCUCCGAGUCUCCGGAGGGUCCUUCGGAGCCGGACUCCGGUGAAAAUAGCCAUGCGCCGCCAGUCGAGGCUGACCUGGCUGCUGCCGUCUCUCUCUCGGGCAUGAGCGUGGAUCAUUGGUCGCAACCGCCUCCUCCGCCGCCGCCGCAACCUGCAGAUCUGUAUCCCAUGGCCGUCCCUAGAAAUGGUGGCCUCGUAGAUGCGUCGUAUCAGCAGACUUUGAUAACGGAUCAGUUCUACGAAAAUGGCAAUCAGGAUGUUGUUGGGUUUGACGCCCACUUCCGAGAGUUUGCCAACUUCCUCGAUGGCGUCGGUCUGCCUGCAGAGUGGAGUCCCUACUUCCACGGCCCAGACAGAGACAAUGAUGUCGUCGACCCAGGCAUGAGAGACUCAAGGGUGAAAGACUCGAGGGAAGGAACAGCCACCCCAGGGCCUCGCAGUAGGACCCGGCCCGGAACCCCUUUCAGCUCUUGGCUGCCAUCGGCUCCAACAGGGAAUCGCAUCUCAGAGAACUUGCCCGACGCCAUUCCUCGCUCCGUAGACAAUGAGUCUCAGCCAUAUCGCAUCUCGGACGAGCAGCGUUCUCGUCUCAAUGCAUCCAUUGAGAGCUUCCGCGACAUUCUCGACCCAAACUUCAAGUUCCCAUCCCGCCAUGCACUUACCCGUUAUCUUACGUCUUACUUUGAAGGCUUCCACUCACACAUGCCUUUCCUUCACACGCCAACAUGGCGGAUUUUCGAGCAUUCGCUCGAACUCAUUCUCGGCCUGGCUGCUGUGGGUGCACAGUACUGCUUCGAGCACCGCAUGUCUGAAAGACUCUUCUACGCCGGCAAAGCCAUCUUGAUGGAGCGCCUUGCUCAUGAGUCUGAUAAGUUCGGGCCCAAGACAGGGUCGUCUCUCAGUAUGCCUCAACGGCGCGAAUCACGACCCAUCCUGGCAAGAGAUUGGGGUCCGUGGGAACCCAUAGAGACCGUUCGUGCUUUGAUUGCGCUCAUGGGUUAUGCGACUUGGGAACCCAAGGUGUCGCUGAUGCAAGAGGCCUUUGGUUUACAAGGACUUCUGGCUCAAGUCUUGCGUGAAGUAGGCCUUCAUGAGGAAGACGGGCGCCAGCCUCCUGCCGACCAGACCACGCCACAGGCAGCUUGGCAUGCGUGGGCCCAGCAAGAGUCAGCACGGCGCGCGAAGCUGAUUGCCUUCUCUUUCAUGCAUACACAUAGCAUUGCGUAUAACGUUUAUCCUGUUCUCCGCAGCAAUGAGGUCGGCCUUCGGCUGCCUUGUUCGACCAAGGAAUGGAAGGCCUCGAAUGCUGUCCAGUGGCAGAUCGCCCGUCGAGAGACUGAUAAACAGCAGCUCUUUUUCCAGGAUGCGUUGUCGCUUCUGCUGAGAAACACUGAUGGCACUGCGCCACUUGAUCCUAUUCCCACCCCACUGGGCAAUUACAUACUCUUACACGGUCUGCUGCAGAGGAUAUACAUCGUCCGAGACCUCUCUUUGCCGGUGAUGGAUCACUCAGCAUCAUUGCCUAGCGAGGAGGUGGACAAGCUUGAACGCGGCUUGCGAUCGUGGACUGCGGGAUGGCAACAGGCUCCCGAAUCGAGUCUCGACCCAAACAACGAGAACGGCCCCAUCCCUUUUACUUCCAGCUCACUACUUGGACUGGCCUACGUUCGGAUCUAUCUCCACCUAGGUCCUUAUCGACUGCUCGAAACACGAGAUCCGAUCCGCAUUGCCAAGGCCAUAUAUCGAUCACCCGCAGUCGAACGAAGUGGCGGAGUCAUUACUGCGCUUCUUUACACGGCCCAUAUGCUGAGUAUUCCCGUGAGACUCGGCGUCGACCGUGUCGCCCGUAGCCAGGCAUUCUUCUGGAGCGUCAGACACUCACUCUCGGGUCUUGAGUGUGCUGUUUUGCUGAGCAAAUGGCUCUUUUCCCUGACGGAGGCCUCGGGCACGACGCCGUUGAGUGACAGCGAAGACAGGAUCUUGCAUUGGGUACGCUGCAUCGUGGAGGAAGCCUACGACGUGGUUGACUUUGACGACGACGAGCCCGAAGUGGGUGUAGACCGGGACCCUGCGUCUCUCAGUCUGGCAGUACUGAGGAUCUGGGCGCACUUCUUCAAAAGCAAUACUCAAUGGCCGUUUAUCAACAUGAUCGGAGAGAGCCUGGAGAAGUAUCGGGAGCUGCUUAUGCGGAGUCGGCCACAGCAAGCGACCUGA